AUGUCAACGUUACUCGACUGGGAUGGCCCGACGCCUCCUUUGCCUGCUCCAGAUCCAAACGACCAUCUCCAGUACAUGCGCCUUGCCCUUGAUCAAGCGCAGGAAUCACCGCCAAAGCCUUCAAACUUUCGAGUGGGCGCCUUAUUGGUCGAUGCAGAUACUGGCACGAUAUUAUCAAGGGGCUACACUCUAGAAUGCGAGGGCAAUACGCAUGCAGAGCAAUGCUGUCUUUUGAAGUUUGCCAAAGAACAUAAUUUGCCAGAAGAACGGGUUGGCGAAGCCCUUCCUCCAAAUACCUCCAUAUACACUACUAUGGAGCCUUGCAACCUUCGACUAAGUGGCAAUUUGCCGUGCGCAGACCGGAUCAUUCGAACCAAGGGAGCAAAUGGGGAGCAAAAAAUCAAGAGGGUCUACCUAGGCGUCAAGGAGCCAGAAAAGUUCGUUGGUGAGAAUCAGGGAAGGAAGAAGCUGGAGGAAAAUGGUGUCGAAUGUAUUCAUGUACCUGGCCUGGAGGAUCGGAUAUUGGAAGUCGCUACUGCAGGCCAUGUGCAAUAA
Molecule: messenger RNA, 555 nt
Organism: Bipolaris victoriae FI3
Lineage: Eukaryota; Fungi; Ascomycota; Dothideomycetes; Pleosporales; Pleosporaceae
Exons: 1
Coding region: 1-555 (184 amino acids)
Molecular function (GO): diaminohydroxyphosphoribosylaminopyrimidine deaminase activity
Source: RefSeq, a predicted model, not a curated record